Molecule: messenger RNA, 1749 nt
Organism: Eucalyptus grandis
Lineage: Eukaryota; Viridiplantae; Streptophyta; Magnoliopsida; Myrtales; Myrtaceae
Product: probable disease resistance protein At5g43740
Exons: 3
Coding region: 1-1749 (582 amino acids)
Molecular function (GO): ADP binding
Source: RefSeq, a predicted model, not a curated record
AUGGAAGUUGUGAAUUGGUUGGCAAAUGUGGAGAAGCUUAAAAAUGAUUGUACAGAAGCAGCAAGUGAGGACUAUUUGCCACCACAUCAACAGGUGGAUAUAUUGAUGCAUGAAGUAGAAGACUUUAUGAGACAAGGAAAAGGACCAUUUGAGGCGAGAGAGACCAAAGUCAAUAAAUUGUUAGAAGAUAAGAUGGUGGGAGAGGCAUUUCAAAGAAAUACUACAAAGAUUUUGGAGUACCUAGUAGGGAAUCAAAUAUCCCGAAUAGGCAUAUAUGGAAUGGGGUGUGUUGGUAAAACAACUAUUAUGGUGCACAUACAUAAUAGACUCCUCGAAGAAGCAAACCAUGGCAAUGUGUUGUGGAUCACUGUGUCACAAGAUUUCAACACACAAAGUUUGCAGGACGCCAUUGGAAAGGAACUAUGUUUGGACAUACUUCAAGAAAAUGAUGUGAGGAAACGAGCAUCAAUGUUGUGCAAUUGUUUAACGAAAAGAGGUAAAUCUAUAUUAAUCCUCGAUGAUGUGUGGGAAUGCUUUGAUCUUAAAGAGGUGGGAAUCCCAAUUAAAGCAGAUGGAAUUAAGUUAGUUUUAACCACUCGAUCCUUUGAGGUAUGCCGCCAGAUGCAAUGCCAAGAAAUGAUAAAAAUUGAACCUCUAUCUCAUAAAGAAGCCGAGAGCUUAUUUUUGGAGGAGCUGAAAUCCAAAGUGGCCCUUAAUUUGGAAACUAAAGCCAUUGUCAAGUCCAUUGUUAAAGAAUGUGCAGGCUUACCGCUUGCAAUCGUCACGAUGGCAAAAAGUAUGCGAGGAGUGACCAAUGUGUUUGAAUGGAAGGAUUGCUUAAAGAAAUUAAGAGACUUAGACAUGGGGCAAACGGAUAUGGAAAAGAUGGUCUUAAAGAAACUAGAAUUCAGUUACAAUCGCCUUGGGAAGCUCACAUCUUUGAGAAAGUUGGACGUGUUUUAUUGUGUUCAGCUAGAAGCGAUCAAGGGUCUGGAAAAGUUGGCAGUAAAUGAAGAAGACAUUAUAAAAUUGUGUGCAUUAGAGGCACUUGAAUGCCAGUUUGAAGAUGUGGAUGAUUUCAACAAGCUUGUGAGGGUGGUUAGUCAGCAGAGGAAUAAACCUCGCUAUUACAAGCUGGUGUGUGAAAAACAAUCGGAGAUUAAUGUGGAAUUAAUUCAACAAGCUCCAUUUCAGAAUUGUGAGAGGAGCGUCCGCAUUGGGAUAAGGAGUCAUUGUAUUGUGAGCGCGGGAGGGGAAAGCAGUGGUCAUGGCAUUUGUAUUUUAAUUCCCCAACAUGUGCGGACAUUGUCAGUAGGCAAUUGCGACGGUGCAACAAAUUUGUCUGACAUGGAUCUGCCUAAAAACCUUGAGGAGCUAACAAUAGACAAAUGGAAAAACUUGCAUGUGCUCAAUGGAAGACAAGAUGAAGAAAUAAUUAACAUCGAUGACUCCCCUACCCCAACCCCUGCCCCUCUCCUCUUCCUAAGCCUUAGGGUUUUGUCAAUAUAUGAUUGUCCGAGACUGAAGUAUCUCUUUGGGCAUGGGCCUGAAUUCUACCUUCCUCAUUUACGAGAGAUUCGCACAACAGAAUGUAAGGAAAUGGUGGGGAUAACAGUAGCGGUUACAUCACCAUCACCACAUCCGUCACCAGCCUUCCCUGGUCUAGAAGAUAUUAUUAUUUCAAAGUGUGAUAAAAUGAAGAGAGUGGUGGAAUCUGAGUGGUUGCCCCACUUCCCUAACCUGAGAUAA